Messenger RNA from Thermochaetoides thermophila DSM 1495, 1848 nucleotides. RefSeq lists its product as uncharacterized. The transcript has 4 exons. The record is from RefSeq and is a predicted model, not a curated record. The coding region runs from base 1 to 1848 and encodes 615 amino acids. Lineage: Eukaryota; Fungi; Ascomycota; Sordariomycetes; Sordariales; Chaetomiaceae.
AUGGCUCGCACCGGCUUCAUCGGCAAGGCUGCAGAAUCCAAGGUUGUUCGUUGCGUUGGUGGCAACCACUGGGUGUACCUGACCGAGCUUUCCCACUCCCAGCGUCAAAAGUAUCACAAUCUCAAAAAUGCGGGCCGGGCCACUCCUUGCAAUGCUCAGAUUUGCUGCCCUGAGCACGUCGACAUGGUUGACGGCAACGGCAAUAUCCGUCCGAAGGAUGGCGUCGAGUGCGACAUCUGCCAACGUGUGCUACCCCCUGAUGCUUUCAGCAAGUCAACCUUUAGGAGCGGCCAGCCGAUUUGCAAGGGCUGCCGUUCUGAUACUCAGAUCCCCCUUGAGGCCGCCGCUGUAGUUGCCGACCAUGAUGAGCGCAUGACCGAGGAACAAUUUUACUACCGCAACAGAUUCAUCCUUGGUAGUAAUGAAGUCUACGAGUUUGAGGACGAGGACGUUGUCCCUACUCUUCCAAAGCUUCCAUUCUCGCACCCGAAAUACUUCCGUCGCUCUGAGAACAGCUUGCAGGAUGCUUCUUGGGAGGAGACCGACAAUUCCAACUCUCUUGGCGCGUCUUCUUCCAGCUCAGGCACUGACCUUUCCAGCCUUUGCUCCCCUGCCAAUGGCGAGGCCGAAGCGGAGUUUAAUCUGGCAUCCUUCAAGGUCGACUUAGAUCAGUUCAUCCCGGAGCACCUGCGUAACGUCGCUGAGGAGCCGUACACCCCACCGCAUUGGCUUCUUCCCAGCGAGUUUUUUCAAGUUACGACUGUGACCAAACGUACCGAGAUCUGCUAUCGCGUCAAUCCCUGUUUUGCUGGCUUCGCCAAUGGCCCUAAUGGCACCCAGAUCGGCGUCAAUGAAGUGAACGAUGAUGAUUGGGAGUCUCUCCCCGCCCCGGAUUCCACCCUGAACGACAAAGACGGCGGUUGGGACGAGGAUUACUACAACGUCGCUGAUUCUUGGGAUGCUCCUAACAAUGCCGUCGACUCUUGGGAUACCCCUCACAAUGCUGCCGGCUCUUUGGAUAUGCCUAAUAAUGCCGCUGACUCCUGGGACGCACCCAAUAACGCCCCCACUAACAACAACACAAGCAACAGCGCUUCUAAUAACAACAAUGUUUAUGGCGAAAACCACAACUACAAUAGCCGCCGUGGCAACUCUCAUCGUCGGAACAACUCCCACCGUCGUGACGAGUCCAGCAACCAGAAUGUUCCUGCCUUGAUUGCGGACCAGGCUGCAGAGCGGCCUGAGGAGACCAACACACGGCCAUCUGGUAAGUCCCAUACCACUCAGAACUCCGACAACUCUGCCACCAAUGUAGUCACUGGCACUACCGGGACCAAGACCCCCUACAACCGGAACAUGAACCGGGGUGUUGAGACUCGUCACUUCCGUCAUAACCACUACUUUGCCCCCGGCCGUCAGUACAACAACAAUGGCCAUGUCAACAAAAACCAUGGGAACAACGGCAAACAUACUAGUAAGGGCAACCGUUCGGGCAACAAUGGCGAUAGUAACCGCCAUGAUGGCAAUGGCAACCAUCCUGAUAAUAACAAUGGCCAUCGUGCCAACAGCAGCAACAACAACAACCGGUUUGGUAAUCAUCAUCGUAACAACAGCAAUAUUGGCCAAAACUCGUUCCAGCAGGGGGAAAAAUGGCACAACUCCAACCGCCAGUCUAAUGGCAACUCUAACGCCCACUCCAGCAACAACUACUUUUGCAACUCCAACGGCAGCUCUGGCAGCAGGAGAAACAACAGGUGGGAAAAGGAUCCCGCCGGCACCCGCAAGACGGCUCACAUCCUACCCUUCUUUGCCAGCUACCGCGAUCCUGGUUCGAUGGCCAGGCAGUGA